GGAGUUCUGGUGAUGGUGGAUGGUAUAGGAGGAGGAGAUGUUCCUAUGGACAACAAAGGAUUUUCACUGCAACAGUGCUCUCAGUGUUGUCACCAUCAAUUUUAAUGUUUCCGAGCAGGACAGCAAAUCAUCCCAACCAGCCCAGACCCUAGUGAUUGGGAACAGUUCUCCCACACCCACAGCCACUGUUGAGGAAGCAGAUUUGCUGCAUUUGACUCUUAAGCAAACUGAGUUUCUGGAAGGCCUUGACAGCUCAGAGAUGCUGCCAUCUUUGACAGACUUCAGUGCCCAGACUAAUCAGAGCCACAUGCAGACUACUGAUUUUUUGCCACCAAUAUAUGAAGAUGAUCUUGCCAUUGCUAGAGACAAUUUUGCUGUUGUUGAUGAUGCUAUUGAAAAGAUGCUGUUGCAUGGAACAGUGAGAAGUAACAACACUGCUGAUGACCUUGCCCCAUCUUCUAAUGACCAGAAAGUCCUGGGGAGUGCCUGUUGUGCCGAAACUAACUUUGCAAGCUCUUCAUCACUUCCAUCGUAUGGAAAGGCAGAUGGUACUUCAUCUUGCUCUUUAGAGCACAGCAGCAGUCUUGCAUCGCUGAGAGCAGCCACUGCAUCUUUCAGUUUUGGGCAGGUAGAGGAAGACAUAAACCAGGCAGCAGGGGAGAAUGGUGUGGCCAGUGACAGUGCAAUUGGCAGCCAGGGGGGCAUAGACACCAGCAGCUACCACAGUCAAGUUCCCAUGAUUUGUGCCAAUGAUUUCAGCUCAUCAGAAUCUGGACAAGAGGGAGCAGCGCCUGCAUCUGAAGUAGGAACAUGCGACACUACCAUCAGCAGCCAGGGAUCUGCAGCAAGCUCCAUGGACCUUAUCAACAGCAGGAACGAGGACUUGGUGUAUUCCUACCGCUUAUCCUUCAACCAGGAUGCUGUUUACACAGCAUCUGCCAUCCCAAUUCCACUGAACACUACCAACAACUUCCACAGUAACAGGAUUCUGCAGGGUAGAAGCAGUCUUCAGUUAUCACCGCUUAUAUCCGAAACCAAUGCUGUUGCUGCUUCACCCCUGUGCAACUCCAUCUCUGAUUUUGGUGCAGAAAUCAACAAUUCCAUCCUUCCACCCAUCACUCUUUUGGCGCAGCAGAUAGUGAGGAAUGCUUACCAUCAGACUGCAAUAUCAAAUAUCACAGCCUCAGAAAAUGGAAGAAACAAAGAAUCUUGCAACCCUGCAGCAGACAAGGAAGAGCAAAAAAGUCCUGUCCUCACUGACAUAUCAGCUUACCAUAAAGUAAGAAACCAGCCCCCUCUGCCAAACGAUGUCAACACCGAGAACAAUCAGGGAGACAGGGAGGGCACUGCGGCCAAGGGCGGGCAAGUAACAGACACAGGCAGCCUGUCAAAGCAAGGAACAAAGUUAGCACAUUGGAAUGCUGAAACCGUUACAGCUGGCUGUCUGCAGCCCACCGGAAAGACCAGGCAGUUGCCCCAACAUAAAGACAUUGAUGAUGAAGAGGAAGAGCGUGUACCUGAAAAUAGCAUCUACGAGGUGCCUGGAGGAGAAGAGGAGGAAGAAGCAGAAGCCUAUCAAGACAACCCCUCAAACAGGCCUCUGUUUGAACCUCCACCUGAUGCUUUGUAUCAGGUUGAAGCCACACAUGCAUAUUAUGGAGAGGAUGAGGAUGAACUGUCAUUUGAAGCAGGAGAUAUUAUUUAUGUAAUUCCAUUUGAAAAUGAAGAUGAACAGGAUGAAGGAUGGCAGAUGGGAGUCAGACAGAAGGAUGGCAUAAAAGGUGUCUUCCCUGAAAAUUUUACACGCCAAUUGUAGAAAAGUUCUCAAACAGUGGGCAGAGCAAAUCUGAAAACAAUUCCAGACAGAUCAUCUUACCAAGGGAGCAAGUUGUCCUCAUGGGGCUUCAAGUAUUAUUUUAAAAAUAGUUGCUGCAUGUGGUUCUAUGAAACACCUAUAGGUGUUUUUAUAUCUGUGGAGGCUGCCACUUUGUAGUGUGUUCAUUUUUACUCAUCUGUAAAAGAUGAAAACAACUUCCCUGUACUGUCUAUAGUAUAUGCAAGAUAAAGAGAAUAAUGUUCUGCCUUACAGUGCUUUGCUCAUUUCAUACUCUGGACCUCAUUGUCAAAGACUUCUGUAACCAAAUUGUAGCCUUAAAAAUUUCUUGAUGGUACCUCAUAUAAUUAUUUAGCACUGGUCCUCUUGUAUGGCUUUCUUCAACACUUUGUUGAAUAUUUGACUAUAUGGGGCAGAUUUGUAGAUGGCUAUCGAACAAAUGUAUCCACCAUAGUCAUAUAUUCUAUAUUAUGUGUGCAUGUUAGAAGGCUGUUAACCCAGUUCAGUAUUACUGAACCUUUUAUACCCUACAGUCUCUUUGCAGACCUUUUUUAGUGCCUUACUGCAUAAUGAAUGUUGAAAUAUAUAUGAUGAAAAUGUUUUUUGUUUUAUGUUGUAUAUAAAAGUUACCUGUUGUAUGUAUUGUAGGAAAAAUAUUUAAAACUCUGCUUCCAGCUUGUAAGGUAGAAUGUAUUGAGGUGGAGAAUCGUUCCAAAUUCUUUUUCUUUAUUUCCUUUUAAAGAUAUAAAGACCUGUCUAUACUGCUGUUUCUGCUUUGUGCUUGUUUUGUUUUUUAAAAAACUUGCAUUAGUUUCAGGUUGAUGUGAACAGAAUAUGAUACACUGAACUAGAACUCAAUGUUACAUUUAAAGCACAUUUUUUAAAGUAAAACUGAAAUUCAGUUUUAAAAACAUGUUUUUCUUGUAUUCUUUGUAUUAAGUUACUUUGAUGUUCAUGUUAAUAACUAUUUAAAGUAGUUAAAUCAAGCAUCUAUACACAUUACCGAGGUAAGGCUGUUGUGGUGCAAUGUUACAUUCUUGUUUCUAUUCACUUCAUCAUUCCAGAAUGUUUGGGGGGGGUUUUUUAACCUCAGACUGAUUCUGUUCUUGUUAAAGGUUUGAGAAAAUAAUGUAUUACAAUGCAUUAUUGUUUUUAAAUACUCAUUACAAUGUUUUGUGGUUUUCUGAUCUAGAUGUAUAUAUAUAUCCUUUAGCACGACUGCUAUGCAAUUGAACAAUCUCAUGGUGAUGUCUCCUGGAUGUGAAAACUCCCAAGCUUCCUUUUGAUGGUUGUGUCAGUCUUAAUGUUUCUUCCUGCAUUAGGUUAGGCUUUGUCACUUUAUGAAUGUAUGUGUGUUAUUAAAAGGAACAUAAGUAGUUUGGGAAACAUUUUUAGCUGAGCCAUCCACAAAAUGUAUCUUUGCAGCAAUAUGCUGGAGCAAAGUUAUAUGAAAAUGCCUGUAAGCUUAUUCAAAAUUAUAGACUCAUGCCAGUCUGCAUGAUACAUCAGCAUGGAUUAUGCACAUUUAACAUCCUGUUCUUGAAGCAGUUAAGAAUGUAUUAACUAGGGGGAAAUAUACAUAUAAAAGGUGUGGGCGGUAACAGCUACUCAGGGUUUUAUUUUACCUAUAAUAAUUUGUACACCAUAGCAUAUAUCACGCUGUUUUGCUUCAUGCUUUAUGGUUCUGAGGUUGGGUAGGUACAGUGUAGGGCCAUUUAGCCGCGGUCCAGUAAUCCGAAAAUUCAAUUAAGCUUGGAUCCCAAUUUUUGGACACUAUGGAUCAUACGGACCUGGACAUGGCCUCUCAAACACUCGAGACAGGUGUUGACGGCUGUCAUUUUGGCCUUUCGAAUGUCCAUGAUUGACACUAUCGCAGAUUAAAUAUUUAAAUUCUGGCUUAUAAUUUCAAAGAGGUAUUUAUUGAAGAUUAGUCUUUUAUUUAUUAAUAAACAAUAAAAUAACACGAUGAAAUUCAAAUAUUAGUCUGUUUUAUCCACACUUGAGUGGCAACAUUAUGGAGGCCGCCAUUACAACUGAUUCAUACCUUACAAUGCUGCAAAGUUAAGAGAAAGGAUUGUGAUCAAAAAACAUUUAUGUUUUCAUUAUUGUAAUUUAUAUUUAUAUAAAAAUAUUUAAGCCAUGGUUAAGCAGUUUGGACCCCAAUCACAGCGGCUUAAUGGCCCUACAUGGUAUAUAUAGUGUACACUGGGAAAAAGUACAAAGCGGUUUUGAAGUUUUUAGUUUACCACCAUAAGUCAAGUUUGGCAAAAGGCAAGAUUAUGAGUUUUACUAGAUGACUGGCACAUACCUGUACAAUAUAUACCAUACUCAUAUGAUUCAUAUUAAUGUUCAGAGAAACAGUAUAAAACAGUAUUCAGACAUUUUCCCCUAAGUUUCAAAUAUUCAGCUUCAGAUCUUCAAGUUAUCUUUUGUCCUUUUCCAAUGUAUAAGAUUGAGUUUAGUUCAAGAUGUGACUGAGCAUUGGGCACCUAUCACCUCUUUCAACGUCCCUUCCAUCUAGAAACUUUUUUUUUAAAUAGAGUGGGUGGAAAGAAAAGUUAAAAACCUCAAGGAACAUAGGUUUAUAAGUCAAAACUAUAUUCCAGAUGUGAACUUCAUUGAUGUUUCUGCUCUCGCUUGUUAGUAGCACCUCAGCAGUUCAGCAUGUCAUCAAGCUGUUAGUGGUGACUCUUAAGCAAUGUCUUGAGUUUCUAGGAUAAUUUUUUAUUCAUUGCAUCUUCCAAUACCUUUUAUCAGCAUCACCCUAGUUUGCUUUUUCUAUGUCCCUUUACUUCUUAUACUUGACACAUAAUUUCUUGUACUUAACAAAUAACUUCCUCCUCCCUUGCCACCAGUAUAGUUUCAGCUCCUUUUUCAUGAAUUGCAGUGCAUGUUUUAUUCAUUUAUAAGUAUUUUUGUUCCUAUCCCAGUUCCUAUCCUAGUCUGACUGUAUCAGCCAAGCGCAAUCUUUUAACCUAGUCUUUGAUUUAUAGGAUUUUCUGAUUGGUAUGUACCCCAACACACCCUUACUGAUAGGAGCAUGACUAAAUUAUACAGAUGUACCAGAACCUUUUUCUGUGCUUUUUAGAGUAAACUUGACCAGGAUAGAUUGUAUUCAGUUUUCAAAAAAAAAAAUCUCAUAUGGCAACUACAAAAAAAACCUGCACAUCGUGCUGAAAUUCCUUGGUGGUGGUUUGUGGGGUGGAAGGGGGUAUAUUGAGGAUGUUAAGAUAAUAUAUUAAGCCUUAGACUACCGCCACAUGAAGGGUUAUUGUUUCAACCUAGAUAUAGGACAUUAUCAUUUACACUUUUGGACAAGACCACGUAAGUCGAUGGACCUGUUUAAUUUGGAUUACAAUAUGUUAAUAGGGUUUUUUUUUUAAACAUUGGCUGUUGUUAAGCAGAGAAAUUCUCAGUACAUGCUGUAGCACAUUUUCAAGGAAGUUUGGGGGCUAUAUGUUUGUUAAUAGCAUAAUUUAAUAAUUUCAUUUCUUCCAUUUUGAAUUUAUCCUUAGUGCACUUUUUUAUGACUGACCUCAGCUUUACUAAGACAAGCACAUCCAAUGUAUUUAUCCAAACCAGCACAGAGCCUAAUCCUACAUGUACGCCAAGAAAACCCUUUCAUUGAUUCAUUGUAAAGCCAUUACUAAGCCAGCCAUGCUCAUUUCAACAAUUCAAGCUAGUGUUAGUCAUGAAGCCCAUUUUGUUCAUUAAUCUUGAGCAAGUGUUAGGAUUUGUUUGUGUACACAUGUAUGUAGCCACAAGAACCAAACUUAGCCAGUGAAUCAGGUUUAUCAAACUGCAAGUCUACAUUUAGGUAAUGUGUCCAUUCCUACCCAGACAUCUUUCAUGCAAUGAAAUUUUUUCUUGAACAAGAAGAGGGCUUCUGAUUUUGUGACAGGGUACUUCAUGAGUUAUCCAUGCAUUUGUGUGUUUCUAUAGAGCAAGGAAAGGACUGAUUGCUAAAUGCAGUUUUACAGCCAACUUGCACAUAACUGUUUUAUUUACUUCCAAAUGUCUGUGCCAGAAAAUAAGGGCCAGUCACAGGUAACUGAUCAGGGCACAAGUUUACAAAUGCUGCUUGCAAAAUAAGUUUUUUGUAAUUUUCGUAGUGUACAGAUUUGCAAUUCAAAUCGUAACUUUUUCUUGUUGCUUGGCUUACAAAACUGUGAUUAUACGUGCAUGUCCUAGACCCUAUAUAAAAUUGUUACUUUUUUUUAAAUCUGCCCUUUCAUGUGGCACUUUGUUGUCCUCCAUACAAACUUACUGCAUCAUGUUGAUUCAUAUAGACAUUCCAUGCAUUUUUUCCAAGAUGUGAGAGUGGCAUGCUAUCAUGUGGUGAAAGUGUUGCAUGUAUAAAUGGUGUAUGCUUGUUACCCAACACUCCUAGGCAAAUGGCGACCUAGAACUGGCUCUGGAUCAGGAUGUUAUAAGUAACUAAAGGUCAAGAUGGCAGUCACGAAAUGGUGAAAGUGAUCUUUUGACCUCCUGACAUCAGUUCAUGAAAUGAGAAAUUUGAUGUCACAAGCAUAUAUUUGUGCCCAAAAGCUGAUUCAAACAAUUCAAGUUUCAACAUUUUUUUCAUGUGUGUGAGUGAUGAGUCAAAUAUUGAUCAAAUUCUAGCAGUAAAUACAUUUUCUUUCAUCAUAAAUUGUUUUCUGUACAAUGUUUUUGUUCAAAACAAAAUUUGUAUUCAAGAUGUGUAUGCACAUACCGUAAAUGUGGCUGAGGCAUCAUACUAAAUACUUCACCACUUCAAGCAUUUCAAUCAAGAUUAGGAUGUGGGAUGAUAUUUGCCUGUAGUUAAUUUAGUUGCAGAAUUUUUUUAGUAUAAGCUCUUUUGGAUUAUUGUGACCAUUCUGCAAGACAUUUUGAAACAAGUUUUGAUUGCCAAGUGAAAAAAGUAUUUUCUCUUUCCUUCACCCAUUCUAGCUUGUCAUUCAUCAAAAGCACAGCUUGAGUGAAGCAGUUACUUAAUGCCUAGAUUGCUGUAGCUACCAGGCUAAAGCAGUUUUCAGUUAGUAUCCACAUUGCCAUCACCCCUCCUUUUUCUAUUGUGAUUGUUAUUGAAGCAGCUGUCACUUCACCCUAGCCUGUUGAUAUUUAUACAAGUGCAACUCAUCUAUACAUUUCUUCCAGUGACAUACUUUAGACCUACAUAAACAGUAUUGACAUAUUCAUAUUUUUUUCAUUUUUGCAAGAGUUGGCUUCCAGUUUGACAAUGCAUAUUGGGUUUUUCCCCCUCCAUGGCUAAGAUGUUUCAUUUGAGAUCUAUUUGAAAGAUCGUAUUUCACUGUUGGCCAAAAUUAAACAAUAUUUCAUGUCCUCUGUCCAGUGCUCAUAGUGUAAAAAUACCAAAGGUAACUUUUCAUUCAUCAAUCCAAAUAUCUUUAAGUGUAUCUGCUCUGUUUCACUGCCAUUUUCUUCAUGGCGUUGACAGAUUAGGGGUUUGCAUGCUAGUGAUCAUAGCAAGAUCAGAAAUGAGAAGUAUCUGGCAUUUUGUCUUUUUAACACUUCUUGCACUUAUCUCAGUCGCUGGAUGGGAGGGCAAAAGCACAGACAUAAUGGCCAGCAUCUCCCAACUAUUUAGUUCAAGCAGUAGCAUAGGAAGAUGCUCGGCUUUGGGAGGCGAACUCCAUGGUGACAAUGAUCCACCUUCUCAUUCUUGUCCGCUCAUCUUUUUUGAGGGAGCGGCUGCCGCCCCCUCUAUGCCAUGGUGUUCAAGCAUAAAUAUCUGUUACUAAGUGUAAAAUUCUGUGCUUAUAAAAAAGUUUAACUUGUAAAACUGCACGGAAAACAUUUGUCACCUGAAAAUUCAGCCAAGUCCAGUUGAACAUCAAUUUGUACUUUCAGUGCAUUUUCCUAACUGAAUUUUCUAUAGAAAGCAGACAUCUAGUAAAAAUAUUCAAGUUGUUGAGAGUAUAUGCGAAGUUUGUAAACGUCAGGACUUGUUACAUGAAGCGCAUUUACCCAGCUGUUACUUUACCUAAGCAAGGUGAAUCAACCACCUGCAAAUAGCUUUAACCCCACACUCAUGGCCUCAGGAGUAGGUCUAAGCCUAAUCUUUAUCUGGUAGUUCAUAAGAGGUAGCCGACAUUAGGAUGUCAGAUUAUAAUUCAGUUAACAGAAACACUUUUUCUAGACCUUCCAAAUAACUGGACAGUUUUACCAAUUUUUCUAGACCUAGCCAAUAAGCUGUUCAAAUGUAAUGGUACAGAACUGGUAGAUACCACAAAACUGAAUGUCGCAAUCAACACGGUGCCCUUGUUGGUCAUUCUGUUUCUGAAUAAAAUAUUUUUGGUGUACUUGUUUGAACAUUAUUUGGUCAAAAUGAAUAAACUUAACUUUCUGCACCUUC
This is a messenger RNA of Pomacea canaliculata, 8192 nucleotides long. Its product is annotated as myc box-dependent-interacting protein 1-like. Lineage: Eukaryota; Metazoa; Mollusca; Gastropoda; Architaenioglossa; Ampullariidae. Gene Ontology annotation, cellular component: cytoplasm; plasma membrane. The record is from RefSeq and is a predicted model, not a curated record. The coding region runs from base 38 to 1816 and encodes 592 amino acids. The transcript has 4 exons. Gene Ontology annotation, molecular function: protein binding; phospholipid binding.